Molecule: messenger RNA, 628 nt
Organism: Chenopodium quinoa (quinoa)
Lineage: Eukaryota; Viridiplantae; Streptophyta; Magnoliopsida; Caryophyllales; Amaranthaceae
Product: vignain-like
Exons: 1
Coding region: 92-592 (166 amino acids)
Biological process (GO): proteolysis
Molecular function (GO): cysteine-type peptidase activity
Source: RefSeq, a predicted model, not a curated record
UAAUUCUCAAACACUCUUGUUAGUCCUAUAUAUAUAGCUAGCCCCUUCUAUUCUGUUAACAUAUCACAAGAAAAUCGUAGUAUAACCAAAUAUGAAGUACAUGAAGUGUUUUUUAGUAUCCUUAGUCUUAGCAAUGGUUGUCGGCCUAUCUAGUGAGUUUGAUAUCCAAGAGAAGGAUGUAGGAUCCGAGGAUAGUUUAUGGGAUCUAUAUGAGAGUUGGAGUAGUCAGUAUGCUGUGUCGAGGAGCCUCGAUGACAAGGUUAAGAGGUUUAAGGUGUUUAAGGAGAAUGUGCAGCAUGUCUAUCAAGUUAAUAAGAUGGACAAGUCUUACAAGCUAAAGUUGAAUAGCUUUGCUGACAUGUCAACAAAUGAGUUUGGUAGUUACUUUGCUGGGUCGAAGAUUCACUACCACCGGACGCUUCGAGGCAACAAGACUGAUGGUAGCGAAAGCUUCACGUAUGCAGGUGUCGACAAUGUUCCUAAGUCUGUUGAUUGGAGAGCGAAAGGUGCUGUUACGCCUGUUAAGUACCAAGGCCAUUGUGGUAAGUUUAGGGUCACUUGUAAGGAACUUUUGACAGUUCAAGUCAUCUAAUUUUCCUUGUUUUGCUGAAUUGUUUUUACUGUGAAU